UUUGGGACCAACAUAUCCCUAAGAGAAACUUCAGACCAUCAGAAGGUCAAAGUUCCAUAAUGACAACACCUUCACCCGCUGAAGAUUCCAGACGGUCAACGCAGGAGAAUGUUUUCCUCUUCGUCCCCAACCUGAUUGGAUACACCCGCAUCGUCUUCGCCGUUGCAUCCCUCUACUACAUGCCCCUGCAUCCUCGGACAUGCUCCCUUCUCUACAGCAUAUCAUGCCUCCUUGAUGCUCUAGAUGGGGCGGCUGCUCGACGCCUCGACCAAUCCACCCGCUUCGGCGCGGUCUUGGAUAUGAUCACAGACCGCUGCACAACGACCUGUUUACUUGUGUUCCUAGCGAGCGCGUUCCCCAGGUGGAGCAUUGUAUUUCAAGGCCUAAUCAGCUUGGAUUAUUCUAGCCAUUAUAUUCAUAUGUACGCGACCUUGGCAAUGGGCGGAAGUCGUCAAAGUCACAAGAAUAUCGAUGAGAAUCGACCCUGGGCCAUGCGGCUCUACUAUUCAAACAUAUAUGUUCUCUUUACUGUAUGCUUGUUGAACGAGCUCUUCUUUAUCGCGCUGUACCUGCUCUCGUUCUCAUCUCCUACGCUGAUGGACCAAAAACCAACUGUUGCCCUGCCCACGCGGCCGCAAACAUGGAGCUCGCCGUGGAGCGCUGGAGCGAUGGAAAUGGCUCGCGCUAAUAAGAUAGAUAGUGCGGUUCCAUGGGCUUUGCUUGCCAUCUCAUCGGUCUUCAUGCUUUUUAAGCAGUAUGUGAACAUAGUCCAGUUCGUAGAGGCUAGCAAAUGGCUUGCGCAGGGCGAUAUGGAGAUCAGAAGGAAAGAACGAGAUUGUCGGGAAAAGACUUCGUGACAGCUUGUUGCACUAUGUGUAAUAUAGCUGAUGCUGGCUGCUGUUUGGAAGUUUGGGAAUGACGGUUGGCAUGAUGUGUUUCACGGUAAGAGUUACAUAGUACCUUCUGCGCCAUACUUCUUACUAGAGCUCAUUCAUACCUCUACUUUCAACACGCAGAUCAAUCAAGCACGACUUCAUUC
This is a messenger RNA of Aspergillus steynii IBT 23096, 1039 nucleotides long. Its product is annotated as CDP-alcohol phosphatidyltransferase family protein. NCBI's taxonomy places the organism in Eukaryota, Fungi, Ascomycota, Eurotiomycetes, Eurotiales, Aspergillaceae. Gene Ontology annotation, biological process: phosphatidylinositol biosynthetic process. Gene Ontology annotation, molecular function: CDP-diacylglycerol-inositol 3-phosphatidyltransferase activity. The transcript is spliced from 4 exons. Gene Ontology annotation, cellular component: membrane; Golgi apparatus. The record is from RefSeq and is a predicted model, not a curated record. Bases 60 to 857 code for a protein of 265 amino acids.